AUGGUACGCUGGACACAACCUCUUCUCCUGACCACUUCGGUCCUCCUUUCUCUCUUUUCCACUGGCACAACCCAUCCCGCAAGCAAUCAUGCAAUUUACCCCAAGCACGCCGUGAUCCCACCAGUUCUUCCUCCCAAAGCUUUCAAGCGUCAAGAUGCACCAGCUACUGCAAUCACACCUGUCCCAGAAGUGAAGCAAGCCGAAGAUGUCUCACAGCCCACCGCUACAGUUUCUUUCGAAGCUCCCAUUCCUGCUGAGGAUAGCAAUGACUGGCGCUCGGUGAACUGUGAGGCUGAUGGUGUCAAGGAUCAUACUCUAUAUGGACCUGAUCGCUGGCAGAAUGUUGAUGCUGGUGAUGCUUGGGGUGCUGUUAUUGAGGGAUGGAAGAUGAACAUUACUGGUGGACGUGAGCAGAAGCACUUUUCCAACAAUGUUUCCAACUUCUUUCACGGCCCUCAAGACAUGUUCUGCGAGACUUUCAGUGAUGAAGGCAGUGGAUGUGAGGAUCUCAACCUCCAGUGCCACUCUACCAGUGUUCCUGCUGGUUACUUCAUUCUUCACUCCUUCGAAAACAUCUUUGCUAUGCACUCCAACAUUUGGAACGCUGUUGGCGAUGCUGUUCGUGACAACGACAUUGGUAUCAUUGCUUCAGAGUUUGGCAAGGUUCCUCCCAAGGAGGGAGGUCUUGCUACUUCCAUUCUUAUCGAUAUUGCCUUGAUGGCUUGGGGUAUUGUUAUGGGCCCUGCUUGGAACAAGCUGAUCGGCCCCAAGUUCAGUGACAGCACCAAUGCUGGGACACUCAAGGAUACGACCAACGACCUUGUCAAGAACUCUUUGACACUCACCAAGGACAUCCUCAACGGCAGAGCUCAAGACCAGCUUGGAGUCCAGAACGGUCUCACAGCUCAAAUGCAAGGUCUCACCGAAGGCUGGAAGGACGGCGUCCUCGCAACCCAAAAGUGGCUCUUCGGCGGUUCCGAAGACGGCUACAAUCAACUCGGCGCCAUGAUCUCCGACGCCUCUAUGUUCGGCGAUAACUGGCUUCUCGACCGUGGCGACCACGCCAAGCAAGUCAAGCGCGCUAUUAACGCCUUUUUGAUCCCCAUGGCAUGGCAGUACUCUCCCGAUGUCGUCAUUCCCUUCAUCGCAGAAUCCGAUGUUGCUUGCGAUCAAGACCCCGGUUGGAACAAGGAGGCUACUUUCACGACUAUGUACCAGCACUGGAUUGACGAUGGUGCUCUGAAGGACGGCCGUUUCUGCUUUAACGGGAAAUCUUAUUGGCUCCUUGGUGGACGCGAUCGUAACACCAACUGUGAUAGCAAGUCUGGUGAUUCUAACUGUGGUGAUUUCGCCCUUCCUCCUGGAUGGCAGUCUCUGAAGGACAAGAAGUUCACUGACAUCUCGCUCGACAAUAUUAUCAUUGGAUCUCUGAACUCCAAGGCUGCUAAUGGUGGCAAGAAUGGCUUCAAGCUUGAUCUUUUCGAUGAGCCUAGCCGAGAGGCCCUCGAUAGCCUUGCUGGUAGUGGUAUCGAGGCUCCUGGUGUCUUCAACAUCCCAAUUUGCCCCAUGGAUGAAGUCAUUGAGAACUACUACCUGUGUUACGGUAAUAGUCGGGAUGACAUGACCAACUUCCCUUGCAACGUUUGA
This is a messenger RNA of Fusarium subglutinans, 1647 nucleotides long. RefSeq lists its product as uncharacterized. NCBI's taxonomy places the organism in Eukaryota, Fungi, Ascomycota, Sordariomycetes, Hypocreales, Nectriaceae. The coding region runs from base 1 to 1647 and encodes 548 amino acids. The record is from RefSeq and is a predicted model, not a curated record. The transcript has 6 exons.